Molecule: messenger RNA, 2587 nt
Organism: Pezoporus flaviventris
Lineage: Eukaryota; Metazoa; Chordata; Aves; Psittaciformes; Psittacidae
Gene: CABLES1
Product: Cdk5 and Abl enzyme substrate 1
Exons: 10
Coding region: 150-1742 (530 amino acids)
Biological process (GO): nervous system development; regulation of cell cycle
Cellular component (GO): cytosol
Source: RefSeq, a predicted model, not a curated record
CGGCGCGCCCGGGCGGAGGGUACCCCCGCGACAACCCCAUGCACCCCGGCGGGCCGACGGCACCCAUGUCCCGCCGCCCGCCCGCCUAAGGGGCAGGCAGCCAGAGCCAGAGCCCGGCCAGCGAAGAGGGGAGGGGGAGCCGGCCGACAAUGGCGGCGGCCGCCACCGCCGCCAGCCCCGGCAGUCCCGCCGCCGGGCCCCUGCCGCCGCCGGAGCCCUGCCCCAGGAAGGGGCCGCCGCCGCCGGGGCCGCUGCAGCCGCCGCCGGCGCGCAGCGACCCCCGCCGUAGGCAGGCCGCGCUCUCCUUCCUCACCAGCAUCUCCCUCGACGGGCGGCCCCCGCCGCCGGGCAACGACGGCUCCGCUGCCAGGCCCCGCCAGGCCCCGCAGCCACCGCCGCCGCCGCGGCUUGGCAGCCCCCCGGGGGUGCCCGCCGAGACCCCCCGGGCCCAGGAGGAGGAGGAAGAGGAGGAAGAGGAGGAGGACGCCUUCGCCGCUGUGCAGGUGCCGGCCGCCGCCUUCCUGGGCGCCUCGGCGGCGGGCAGCCGGGGCCGCCUCAACUCCUUCACGGCAGGGGUGCUGCCGGCGCCCUUCGGCCGCACCAGCCCCCAGGGCCCCGGCGGCGGCAGCGGAGAGCUGGGGCAGAGCUGUUCCGCCUCCGCCUUCGAGCUGCAGCGGUCCCGACGUCGGCUGAUCUCCCAGCGAUCUUCUCUGGAGACUCUGGAGGACAUCGAGGAAAAUGCCCCACUGCGGAGAUGUCGGACACUCUCAGGAUCACCCAGACCAAAGAACUUUAAGAAGGUUCAUUUUAUCAAGAACAUGCGGCAGCACGAUACCAGAAACGGCAGAAUAGUCCUUAUCAGCAGCAGAAGAUCCUUCUGUAGCAUAUUUUCAGUGCUGCCAUAUCGAGACUGUACCCAAGUCGGGGAUAUGAAGCUGGACGGUGGACGCCAGUGCCAUUCUACUGGAGUAUGUCUGAAAGAGAUAAUUGGUCUUGAAGGUGUGGAGCUUGGAGCAGACGGGAAGACGGUUUCUUAUACACAAUUCCUGUUUCCCACCAAUGCUCUGGGAACUCGGAGAAACACAAUAGACUCCACCUCGUCCUUCUCCCAAUUUCGCAAUGCAAGCCAUCGUAGCCUUUCUUUGGCAAGAGCUAACAGCACCCAAGGGAGCAUUGAUGCAGGUAGUGACCUGGGAGACUUUGUUGAAUACGACCCAAAUCUUUUAGAUGAUCCCCAGUGGCCAUGUGGCAAACAUAAGCGGGUUUUAAUAUUCCCUUCAUAUAUGACCACAGUCAUAGACUACGUGAAGCCAUCAGAUCUCAAGAAGGACAUGAAUGAAACCUUUAAGGAGAAGUUCCCUCACAUCAAGUUAACCCUCAGUAAAAUAAGAAGCUUGAAGAGGGAAAUGCGCAAGCUUGCUCAAGAAGAAUGUGGUUUUGAAGAGCCCACAGUGGCCAUGGCCUUUGUCUACUUUGAGAAGCUCGCUCUGAAGGGGAAGCUGAACAAGCAGAAUAGAAAGCUUUGUGCUGGAGCCUGUGUUCUUUUAGCAGCCAAAAUUGGCAGUGACCUCAGAAAACAUGAAGUCAAGCAUCUUAUAGAUAAACUGGAAGAGAAGUUCCGGCUGAACAGGCGAGAGCUGAUUGCCUUUGAGUUCCCAGUGCUGGUGGCCUUGGAGUUUGCUCUCCACCUUCCCGAGCACGAAGUGAUGCCGCACUACAGACGCUUGGUGCAGAACUCCUAGCGCUGGCUGCCCUGCGGGGAAGGGGCUCCCGACUGUUCCCGCUUGGCUCUCCUGAGCCGCAGUUACUGCUGGAAGUGCAAAAUCAGACUCCUGACACUUCGCUCUCUCUCUCCCCAAAACAGUUUUUCCAACAACGUAUAGGAGAUACUGCAUUGACUCAAGACUCUCAGCUUUGACAGAUUUACGUUAUAAUUACUUUCUCAAGGCAGGUGAAGUCUGAGCUGUUGGUAAAUGGUUAACAUGCUGAAACUGCAUGGUGACUGGCCCUAUCUGUGGGGACUACAGCUGUAAAAGUAGGCAAAAAUUAGAAGGGCAGCCUCCAUGACCACCCCUCUCUCUAUCACACAAACCCUGGAAGCCCACGUGAGUGCAUUCUCAUAGCGCUUUUUCUAACAACCUACUGCGACUUCCCAGAGGACUUCUUAAAGUGAAAAAGCUUUUAAAGAGGAUAUCUUCACUGUGUCAAAAAGAAUGUGCCAAUCUAUUUUUGUAUCAGCAAUUGAAAGUGCACUUUUUCCUGUGGGGUGUUUGUGUGUGUACUCGUGUGUGUGUGUGUGCGACACCGAGCUGAUCUCAGUCCAGGUGGUUGGCUUAGCUGUUUCCAAGUGUCUCAGUUACCGAUGGCGAAGAUCAAGGUGACCUUACGUGUUUACUUCUUUAAAAACAUAACUACUGGAAAAGUGGUAAAUGGGAUCAUUUUUUGGACACUUGGUUUUUUUUAGUCUCUGAUCUUUCACACAUUGUACCUUUGACAGGAUUACACUACUACUACUAUGAGAGAAGGAUCGGCAACUGACCUUAAGUUUUCAGUCAUGUUUGUGAUAAAGACGAAAGCAUUAGUAUGA